Molecule: messenger RNA, 2651 nt
Organism: Labrus bergylta (ballan wrasse)
Lineage: Eukaryota; Metazoa; Chordata; Actinopteri; Labriformes; Labridae
Gene: prss35
Product: serine protease 35
Biological process (GO): proteolysis
Molecular function (GO): serine-type endopeptidase activity
Source: RefSeq, a predicted model, not a curated record
CCUCCUUCCUCAGCAUCAAGUGCAGGCUGUGCGGAGCGUCCCGGCUGUGACUCUCUCUCUCAGCCUCUUUGAAGAAGCGAUGAGGAGAAGGAGCCGUCUCCCUGCUGAUACCAGGACGUCUGGGAUGCACUAACCCGCGAUUGUUUUCCACUGGGAUCAUAUUUGUAUAUUUCUCCGGAAAACAAACAAUACACAGCGGAUUUGGCAUAUCCAUCAAUCGGAUGCGAGCAGAGCCAGGCCCGACUUAACGAUGGGCCCCAUACCCCUGUGUGUCCUGCUCCCGCUGACGGUGCUCGCUGUGGUUGUGGCUGUUGCUGCUGAGGGGAAUGCAGUGCAGGAUGAGUAUACCUGGCCACAGUGGAAGGUCCCUCUGGUUAGGAAAAGACGCACUGUGCCUCUCAGCAGCCCAAACUUCUCAGCUCGUCCUCAGUCUGAGCUGAGUGGGACCUGUGGGAUUGAGUGUCAGCGUCGCCUUCCCGCCAUUUCUCUGGAUGACCUUGAACAGCUCCUGUCCUACGAGACUGUUUACGAGAACGGAACGCGCACAUAUACCUCUGUUUCUGUGCAGGGCUUCAAUGAGGUGACUGCUUGGUCCGGGAACAUCUCGUCCAGUUCACGUCGCAAACGAGAGGUGUACGGCACAGAUACCCGCUUCACCAUCUCUGACAAGCAGUUUUCGACCAAAUAUCCCUUCUCCACCUCUGUAAAGAUCUCAACUGGAUGCUCUGGAGUUCUUGUGUCACCCAAGCAUGUUCUUACUGCUGCCCACUGCAUCCAUGACGGAAAGGAUUAUCUAGAUGGCGUGCAGAAGCUUCGUGUUGGUAUUCUAAAGGAAAAGUCCAGACGAGGGAAAGGAGGCAAGGGAAGAGGAGGGCGAGGAAAGGGCAAGAGGAGAAAGGAAGACAAAGGCAAAGAGGAAGUGGAGGAGAAGGAAGACAAUGGUGGUAGAGGAGAAGGAAAAGGAAAACAGAGAGGUGGAAAGAGACGGAGUCGUCGCAGUGCGAAGUCUGAGAAACCUUCAUUCAGGUGGACCAGGGUCAAGCAGACCCAGGUCCCUAAGGGUUGGUUCAAAGGUGUGUCUGACGGACUGGCUGCGGAUUAUGACUACGCUGUUCUGGAGUUGAAGAAGGCCCCAAAGGUCAAACACAUGGAUCUGGGUGUUAUCCCCUCCCUGAAGAAGCUUCCUGCUGGACGGAUCCACUUCUCUGGCUUUGAUGACGACCGGCCUGGAAACCUGGUGUACCGGUUCUGCUCCGUCUCAGAUGAGUCCAACGAUUUGUUGUAUCAGCACUGUGAUGCCAAACCAGGCUCCAGCGGCUCGGGAGUCUACAUCCGCCUCAAAGAGCCUGGCAAGAAGAAGUGGACGAGGAAGAUCAUUGGGGUGUUUUCUGGUCAUCAGUGGGUGGAUGUAAACGGGGACGGGACACAGCAGGAUUACAAUGUGGCGGUGAGGAUAACUCCUCUUAAAUAUGCUCAGAUCUGCUACUGGGUCCACGGGGACUCAAGCGAGUGCCGGGUAGCUUAAAACACCAAACCCUCAGACCCUUCUUUAUACAAGGGACACCCUGACUACUCCCACCUGUCAUCACCUCCCUGGGGCCCAACGACUGCCUCUCCUCUUCCUGCCUCCCUGUCAUCUCCUGUGCCUCCCAGUGACUACACAAACACUGAUCUACACUAACACACACACAUGUACACAAUUCAUAAACAGCCAUACAGACUCAAGAGACCUGUGGCUCUUCAGCUUUUUUAAUUUAUUUGCUAAAAAUAAUUGAGAAAAAAAAUAUUUGUAGGCUAUUGUUCUGUAUUUUCUUUUUAGAUCAUUCAGAUCUGCAAUUUUGCUUUCCAUUUUGACUCUUUUUUAAUAUAUCAUGUCUUUGGAUAAAACAGUGUGCAAAGUCAAAUGUUUGUGAGCAAAGACUUGGUAGUUCAUCUUAUGUUUCAGUUAGGCUUUGUAUGGAGAGACUGGCAAAAGACCGAGAACAACUAGAUGAUUUUUCUUUUGAAAGUGAUCAAUCUUGAAAUAUUGAGGUAAUUGUUUUUUUAAACAUUAUAUGGAUCAAGCUGGUGUUUUUGCAUUGUGUAUAUCUAGAAAUUAUUAUUAUUUGUUUUUACAAAUACACUAUAAAAAGUCUAUUUUUCUGUCCAAAUAGAGAAAACGAGUUUAAGGAUUUUAAUCAGAGGAUUUUUUUUUAAGUGAGUCUCACCUUAACCUUUCUCUGUUCUUGCAACACAGUAAAAUGUGCUCACAUUUUUGUGCACAUAACUAUAUCGGUGCUCAUCCAGAAGACGUGGUGCUAAUUUAUGGAAUUAUAAACAUUUUGUUUUUGGGCUUCUCAAAAUAUAUUUUUGGCAGCCUAGAGGGGAGCUAUGUAUUUAAUGUCAGGCUACAUUUAUGGGUUGUGUUAAUGACCCAUUUAACCAUUUACUUGAGCAGUUGCGAUUUCUCUAAUUUUAAGGGUAAAAUGAGAUUGUAAAAGCAAUGUUGUUAUAUGCUUCCAUAUUUAUAUCUGGGAUGUGAUGUUUUUUUUAAAUAUCUUUUCAUGUUGUUUAUGUUUCAAACCACAUAUGAGUAUCCUUUGAAUACCAAAUACCUGACUAUAAUGAGGCGGAUUGGAGUCUACCAGCCAUUAAACCAAGAUUACAAUUUG